Molecule: messenger RNA, 3365 nt
Organism: Fomitiporia mediterranea MF3/22
Lineage: Eukaryota; Fungi; Basidiomycota; Agaricomycetes; Hymenochaetales; Hymenochaetaceae
Product: DUF221-domain-containing protein
Exons: 13
Coding region: 143-3073 (976 amino acids)
Cellular component (GO): plasma membrane
Molecular function (GO): calcium-activated cation channel activity
Source: RefSeq, a predicted model, not a curated record
CCACGCUUACGCUUCAAGUCUUUUUCCUUCCAUCUUCAUCGUUCCUUUUGCUCAACUCAGCCGUCGCUCUACCGCGGGUCCUCCUUGACCAAUAAUCUCUCUUUCUGUCUUUACUUGGGCGUACAGCCUUUCACGAACUCCUAUGACGAGCAUAUUCUUUCGACGCGACGACGAUGGUGGUGUGCUAGGUGACUUCAUUAACGAGAAUCAGGCCCAACGGUCGCUGGCGCCCGCAGCUGUCGGUUCUCAGGUCCUUUUAAUGUCUAUCAUUUCUCUCUUGACCGUACUGGUCUUCAAUAUUUUACGGCCUCGAAAUAAGAUUGUCUACGAGCCAAAAGUGAAAUAUCAUGUCGGCGACAAGAAGCCUCCACCAAUAUCGGACGGCAUAUUUGGGUGGCUCCCGCCUCUCAUACACACCAAAGAAGCCCAGUUACUCGAUAAAAUCGGUCUCGACGCCGUCGCUUUCCUGCGUUUCUUGCGCAUGAUUCGAUGGCUCUUCACCGCAAUUGCAAUUAUCUCGUGCGGUGUGCUCAUACCCGUAAACGUUGUGUAUAACCUCAAGAAUGUCGAUUCCUCAGACCGCGAUUUGCUAUCGAUACUCACCAUCCGUAACCUCAAAGGUUCCAUCCUCUUCGUACACGUCGCUGCGACUUACGUGUUCACCUUCCUUGUAUUAUUCUUCAUAUGGGUAAAUUGGAAGCGGAUGGUUCAGCUCCGACUCGCGUGGUUCCGAUCGCCGGAAUACAUGCAGUCUUUCUACGCACGGACACUCAUGAUUCAGAAGGUACCAAGGAAAUUCCAAUCCGAUGAGGGUAUUCGGAGCGUCCUGGAGACUGUCCAGGUCCCAUAUCCGGCUACGAGUGUUCACGUUGGACGUAAAGUUGGACGGUUACCAGAACUUAUCGAGUGUCAUAAUGACGCUGUUCGUGACCUCGAGAAGAUCCUUGUCCGAUAUCUUAAGGGUGGCAAGAUCGGUCAGAAACGACCCACUAUUACAAAAGGGGGCUUCUUGGGGAUUGGUGGUACGAAAUAUGACGCGAUUGAUUUCUACACUAACAAGGUCAAGCGCUGUGAAGCGGCAAUUGAAGCCUACCGCGAAGAAAUCGAUACUCGCCGGGCAGAGAACUACGGGUUCGCGUCCAUGGCGGCUGUACCCUAUGCACACAUAGUUGCUCGGAUGCUUCGCGAUAAGAGACCAAAAGGCACCCUUGUGACAUUAGCUCCUAACCCGAAGGACAUUGUCUGGGAUAACUUGAGCAAAUCGGAAGCUACAUUAGCAAGCAAGAAGACUCUUGGAUGGGUAUAUCUGGUCGUUGUAUGCUCCUUGAAUACCAUUCCACUUCUUGUUGUGUCUUUCCUCGCCAAUUUGGCUUCUUUAACGUCGUACGUCGGAUUCCUCGAGAAAUGGUCAGAAUCUAGUCAUGGUACUUUCACUGUGAUCUCUGGUAUUCUUCCUCCCGCUGUUGGUGCUUUCUUCGGUUGGUUCUUGCCUGUUGUUAUGAGAUGGCUAUCUCGCUUCCAAGGAGCUGUCACUCGUUCACGUCUCGAUCGUGCUGUUAUUGCACGUUACUUCGCGUUCCUCGUCAUUUCCCAGCUAUUCAUUUUCACGCUCAUCGGAGUUAUUAUCAACUCCGUGCAGCAGAUUGUCUCUCAGAUCGGUAAACACUCAAGCUUCUCAGAGAUUAUAAAUAACCUUAACAAACUUCCGGACACAAUCAACCGUACAUACAUUGACCAGGCCAACUAUUGGCUUACAUUCUUCCCUUUGCGUGGUUUCUUGGCCAUCUUCGAUCUUGCCCAGGGUCUCCACUUGUUAAUCAUCUGGUUCAAGACAUGGAUCUUCGGCCGUACUCCACGCGACAUCCGUGACUGGACUAAACCUCCCGAUUUUGAAUAUGCUAUCUACUAUUCUAAUGUGCUUUUCAUGUGUGCCGUGGCACUUAUUUUCUCACCUCUUGCUCCCUUGGUCCCUCUCGCUGCAGCGAUCAUAUUUUGGAUCAAUUCAUUCGUUUACAAGUAUCAGUUAAUGUUUGUGUUUGUGACGAAGGUCGAAAGCGGCGGGCGUCUCUGGAACGUUGUCAUCAACCGACUUCUUUGGACAGUUGUAUUCAUGCAGGCGCUGAUGGUUCUGACAAUCGGCCUCCAGCAAGGAUGGAAGUCUUUCCAAUGGAUAUCAACACUCCCACCAAUCCUCAUGGUCUUAGCUUUCAAAAUCUACUGCGACCGGGAGUUCCUACCCAAAUUCAACUGGUACGUACCAAGCGACGAAGAACUCCGCUUAGCGAAAGUGCAUUCGGAACGAGGAGAUGUACGUGGUGGACGAUUGGAGAAGAGAUUUGGUCAUCCUGCGUUGCAUGCGGAGUUGUUUACGCCGAUGUUACAUGCAAAGAUGAUGCCUUUGCUUCCGGAGGUGUAUCAUGGACGGAUUGCGAACCAGGAGGCGAAGUUGGACGAGUUUGGGGGACAGAAGAUGGAGGCUUCGGUUGUUCCGGGUGGUAUUAAGAUUGCUGCUGUUCACCAGAGCGAAUUGGAGUACGACCCAGCUCUUUACCAACGCGAUCGCGGCGAACUAGAUUGGGACCAAAGAUCAAUAUCGUCGUCAACGAUACUCAACGAUGUGCCAACCACUCUGGAACAUCAAAAGUCACAAUUCUACGCCGGAAGCGGAGGAAAGCCGCGAGCACCUGCUGGCUACGACCAUUAUCUUGCUCAUGGCACGACCCACGAAAUCGAGAUGUCACGCUUCGAUGCAGGCGGUAAUGAUCAGUACCCCUUACUCGCUGACCAGCGAGGUUACUCGAGUCGCGCAGGAACACCAACGCCGCCCGCACAGAGCAACACUUCGUUACCGUCUUACAACUUCGGACAGUUUGAUAACGGGUCACAGACGAGCAUGCAACCACGGUAUCCUCCAGGUGUUCCUCAGCCAAUGUAUCCGCCAAUAUCGCAACAGGGAACGUACGCUGAUCGUGAAGCCGUGCUGCAUCGACCAAUGCCACCACGACAACAAUCAUCGUUCAGUGACGCUGGUUCAACGACGAACUUCGCUGGUCGAGGGGCACACCGAAUGUAGACGUGCAUGGACAUUAUUGGACUGAACUCAAUACAAAUAUCUAUAUAUUAGCUAGUGUUAUCUACAACAUGCAUCCCUUGUUUUCUUUUUUUUCUCAUGUGCUGUGUACACAUGCUUUCUCUUAUCAUUACCAUUCUUUUAUUCAUUCAGAUUUUCUUUGUUUUUUGUUUUUUGUUUUUUGUUAAUUUCUCGGCUUUUGGCGGGCGGGGUUACAUGAGAUGGACAUGAGCUGAUGAUGUACAAGGAUAGUAGCUUCCUUUCAUAAACCUCUGUAGACAGCAUUAUAAACCGG